Molecule: messenger RNA, 1621 nt
Organism: Manihot esculenta (cassava)
Lineage: Eukaryota; Viridiplantae; Streptophyta; Magnoliopsida; Malpighiales; Euphorbiaceae
Product: protein trichome birefringence-like 8
Exons: 4
Coding region: 94-1359 (421 amino acids)
Cellular component (GO): Golgi apparatus
Molecular function (GO): O-acetyltransferase activity
Source: RefSeq, a predicted model, not a curated record
AAUAGCCUCAAGACAAAUUUCAGCCACAAAACUUCUCCUUCUCUCUCUCUCUCGUCCAAGACUCUUUCAAAAUCAAUUAAAAAAAACCUUGUUAUGGAUCCUCAUCAUCAACCCUCAGCCCAAAAACACCACCUUUUUUCUCUCCCCAUUAUAAUCAAAAGAGAACUUGUUUAUGCAAUAUGUUUAAUCACGUUCAUCCUAAUCUCUUCAAUCUUUGUCUUUGAUCUUAUUGACUCCCACCAACUUUCUCGUCUUGGUUUCUUGUCACAAGUCCUACUAAAGAAUCAAAACUCAUCGCAGGGAGCCUGUGACUACUCUAAUGGAAGAUGGGUUCGGGACCAAAGUUAUUACAAGAUUCAAUCCUACGACGAAACCUGCCCGUUUCUCGAUCCCGGCUUCCGGUGUCGUCAGUGUGGAAGGAAAGAUGUAGAGUAUCUGAAAUGGAGAUGGAAGCCUGAGGGCUGUGAAAUACCAAGAUUUAAUGCGAGCGACCUUCUGGAGAGGAGCAGGAAUGGAAGGAUAGUAUUUGCCGGAGACUCUAUUGUAAGAAAUCAAUGGGAGUCCUUCCUAUGUAUGCUAAGCCAAGGAGUUCUCAACACGUCGACAAUAUAUGAAGAACGUGGACAACCCAUAACUAAACACAAAGGUUUUCUAUCUAUGCGUUUCAGUGAGCACAAUCUCACAGUUGAAUACUACAGGGUCCCCUUCCUUGUAGUCGUCGGUCGGCCUCCACUUGAUUCUUCUACUGAUGUUAAAAUGACUGUUAAGGUCGAUCAAUUGCACUGGUUCUCCGAGAAAUGGGUCGGAGCUGAUGUUCUCGUUUUCGGUGGAGGCCAUUGGUGGAAUGAAGAUAAAACUCUCAAGAUGGGAUGCUAUUUUGAGAAUGGAGGAAAAGUAAAUACUUCGAUGCAUGCGCUGGAAGCUUUUGGAAGAUCUCUAGAAACAUGGAAGUCAUGGGCAAUACAGAAUUUAGAUCCUCAAAGAAGUCAUAUUUUCUUUCGUAGCUUUUCUCCCGUACAUUACAGGAAUGGCACAUGGAAUACAGGAGGUAGAUGUGAUGUGGAUAUGCAACCAGAGACAAACAAGACGAAUCUGGAACCUGAGCCUGUGAAUAAUCAACUGAUUUCCAGUGUAAUCAAACAAAUGGAAUUGGAACACAUAAAUAGUAAGAUUCAGUACUUAAACAUCACAUAUCUGACACAGUUCAGGUUUGAUGGUCACCCUUCAGUCCAUCGCGAGCAAGGCACUCCAGUUCGUGCUCCACAAGACUGCAGCCACUGGUGCUUGCCCGGAGUACCAGAUGUUUGGAAUCAAAUUCUAUAUGCUCAUUUACUGUCAAUGGGAUUCAGAACCAAGUAACGUCUCUUGAUCAGAAAAGAGUGAUGAAAAAUUUUCCUUGAAAGUCAGGGCUGUAAAUCAGCUUCACUGGUUUUUUGUCCUUCAAUUUCUCAAGCUUCCUCAAGAGCUCCAACUUUUCUAGUCCACAAGUGGAAGGUAUCUGUCAAUUGUUGGAGGGAAGUUGCUAUGAUCGUAGGCCAAUUGGCACAUAUUGCUGGACGACAGCCAACACAGCCGCAUGCCCAGCUCCAGUAACCUGAAGGACGACAAACUGUUCAAUAUG